Leptopilina heterotoma is the source of this 804-nucleotide messenger RNA. RefSeq lists its product as uncharacterized. Lineage: Eukaryota; Metazoa; Arthropoda; Insecta; Hymenoptera; Figitidae. The record is from RefSeq and is a predicted model, not a curated record. The transcript is spliced from 3 exons. The coding region runs from base 1 to 804 and encodes 267 amino acids.
AUGUAUCGAAAAGAGCAAGAAACGCUUCGUCAAAUAGCAAAAGCAAGUGAUGCUAUUAGGAGGAAACAUCGUUUACUCAAAAUGGGUAAAGAGGCUGCAGAAACAGUAUUGAAAGAAACUUUUCAACCAAUAGUAACACCCCUGGAAAAGCUGGAAAAUGAUUUUUCUUUCUCAACUGCUGUUGAUGAGGAAGAGGAAUUUGAUAAAACUCUACUCAAUGACAGUCUAUUUGAUAAGAGCAACAAGAAAAGUUUUCUAGACUUGGUUUAUGGAGUACGUAAGCUUCCUAAUGGUUCUUUUAUUAUUGGUGAUACACCAGUUGAUUUAGAAGGUUCACAUAUUCAACUUGUUGGAAAGAAAAAAUAUUUAAAAACUGCUGGGUUGCUUGAACUUUUAUUUCGACAAGAACCUAAUCCUGCAUUAAUAAGUUCAGAUGAUUUGGAAAAUUAUAAAGAAAUUCUUGUAGCUACAAAUGCACACCGAAAAAAUUAUAGUUCCAGUGGACUUGUCAACGUAACCAGGAAUUCUAAAUACACUGAUGUCAUUUCAAAACUUUUUAAGGGUACACCAAAAAAGGGUAGAGGUAUUUUGAAGAAGAAGAAGAAGCAGCUUGGAAAGAAAUUACCUCAAUUUAUGAUUUCAAAGAAACAAUUUGAACCAGACUACAUCUAUUGGGAUGAUCCCAAUGAACUAGUUGACCGAUUACGUCUGCUAGUAGCAUCACAGCAAGCUGGUAAUAUAAGCCAUAAUAAUGAAAUUAUGUCAAUCAUCGAAGAACUACGUGAAGCUCGCAUUAUAUAUUAG